AGGCACUCGCCUGCUUGCUGGCUCAAGCGGCACCUCAGAAAACUGCGUAACAAGCAGGAGAUUGCCGGCGGCUGGCACCGGCUUUGCAGCGUGCCUUGCAGCUGAUGUCAUAUGGCCGCUACGACCGGGACCGGGACCGCGACCGGGAUCGGAGCCGCAGCCGGGACCGGGGCUAUUCGAGCCACUCGAGGGGCGGCAGCGGCGGUGGCGGCGGCGGCAGCUUUGGCGGCAGCUACAACAGCAAAGAUCUGGGCCAGAACCUCCGGAGUAUCAACUGGGGGGAGGAGAGACUGACCAAGUUCGAGAAGGACUUCUAUCAGCCGCACCCGGCCAUCGCCGCGAUGCCGGAGGAGGAGGCCGACAGACUUCGGCAGGACAAGAGCAUCAAAAUCGUGUAUGCCGAAGGCCUAGUGCCCAAGCCAGUGCGAACCUUUGAAGAGGCCUCCUUCCCGGAUUACGUUUUAGACGAGAUCAACCGUGCCGGCUUCAAAGAGCCCACGCCCAUUCAAGUGCAAGGCUGGCCCAUCGCCUUGUCUGGCAAGGACAUGGUGGGCAUCGCGGAGACGGGGUCUGGCAAGACGCUGGCCUUCCUUUUGCCUGGCAUUGUACACAUUAACGCGCAGCCAGAGCUGGUGAGGGGGGACGGCCCCAUCGUGCUAGUGAUGGCGCCGACCAGGGAGCUGGCCAACCAGACCCAGGAGGAAUGCAAUCGCUUCGGCAAAAGCUCGAAGAUUAAGAACACCUGCUGUUAUGGCGGUGUGCCCAGAUCCACUCAGCAGAGAGAACUGCGAGAGGGUGUGGAAAUUGUGAUAGCGACUCCUGGUCGGCUGAUCGACUUCUUAGAAUCCGGUGACACCAACCUGAAAAGGGUGACUUACCUGGUUUUAGAUGAGGCUGACAGGAUGUUGGACAUGGGAUUCGAGCCGCAGGUGAGGAAGAUUUGCUCCCAGGUUCGCCCAGAUCGGCAGACCUUGAUGUGGAGCGCCACGUGGCCGAGAGAUGUGCAGAAGCUCGCCCGGGAUUUGUGCAAGGAGGACCCGGUGCACAUCAACGUGGGCUCCACAGAGCUGCGGACGGCGCACACCAUCCGCCAGUACGUGGAGGUGGUGCAGGAGAGUGACAAGCGCAGCCGCCUGAAGAGGCUGCUGGAAAAGGUCAUGGACGGCUCGAAGAUUCUGAUCUUCUGCCAGACCAAAACCGGCGGCGACGAGCUGACCCGAGAAAUGAGGACCGGUGGCUUCCCAGCCCUUUGCAUUCACGGGGAGAAGAAGCAGGAGGAGCGAGAAUGGGUCCUGAAAGAGUUCAAAGAAGGCAAGUCCCCCAUCCUGGUGGCGACGGAUCUGGCCUCUCGGGGGCUGGAUGUGAAAGACAUCAAGUACGUCAUCAACUACGACUUCCCGAACCAAGUGGAGGACUAUGUCCACCGCGUGGGGCGAACAGGCAGAGCCGGAGCAUCAGGGUCUGCCUACACCUUCUUCACCGCUGACAAAGCAAAGCAUGCGAAGGAACUGAUUGCCGUGCUGAAAGAGGCCAACCAGUCCGUGCCGGAGGAGCUGGAGAAGCUCGCAGAGAACGCGGGAGGAGGUUGGAGGCGGUGAGGCGACGGCUCUCCACAGGCGCUGGAAGAUUUGCUGGAGUUCAAAACAGUCGCUAGGGCUGGACCAUUUAAGCUCGGAAUGCCCAGUGCUUGGAGAGUUGGUGAAUCAGGUGUUUGAUCAAUUUGAUUUGCCUGGAGUCUCCACGAC
Effrenium voratum is the source of this 1745-nucleotide messenger RNA. Lineage: Eukaryota; Dinophyceae; Suessiales; Symbiodiniaceae. The record is from the annotation of a GenBank genome assembly.